This is a messenger RNA of Lindgomyces ingoldianus, 516 nucleotides long. RefSeq lists its product as uncharacterized. NCBI's taxonomy places the organism in Eukaryota, Fungi, Ascomycota, Dothideomycetes, Pleosporales, Lindgomycetaceae. The annotation marks the transcript as partial. The record is from RefSeq and is a predicted model, not a curated record. The transcript has 2 exons.
CAAUUCGUAUCACCCGUUACGCCGAAGACCAUGCAGUAUAUGCAGAAAUGUAACGAUCCGAACGAGAGCCUCAAGCCCAUUGUUAGGCGGCCCUUUCCACCUCAAGUUCGGGAUCGCUCACCCAUCAUUGGACUCUCUCCAAGUACUCUAUUACGAACCUGCUUCAGGAUUGGGGAGGCAAUCAAGACGGGUCGCUCAGCCGUCAGAAAUGGGAAGAACGUCCUUAUUGAACUUUAUGCUCGGGUCUUCAGUUCGUACCGGGAGCAAUCCAAGCAGCAUUUCGUAUUCUGUGACCUCUUCCACACUAAGCCACCACAUAUCAAGUCCGUAUAUGACAGCGCUAUCUGGAAAUCAGUGGAUCUUUUCAACUAUGACGCUGGCCGACUCCUUCAUGAGAACACCAUGUGCCGGGUUAUUGGGAAAAUGAAACGCCAUGGGCAGGAUUGGCAGUUCAUAGUGUUGAACAUAUGGGAGGCGACAUGGGAAGACGUUUCGUGGGCGGAAGGCAUCGUCAAU